This is a messenger RNA of Cornus florida, 1227 nucleotides long. Its product is annotated as protein arginine N-methyltransferase 2. Gene Ontology annotation, molecular function: protein binding; protein-arginine N-methyltransferase activity. Gene Ontology annotation, cellular component: nucleus; cytoplasm. Lineage: Eukaryota; Viridiplantae; Streptophyta; Magnoliopsida; Cornales; Cornaceae. The record is from RefSeq and is a predicted model, not a curated record. The coding region runs from base 64 to 1047 and encodes 327 amino acids. The transcript is spliced from 3 exons.
UUUUUUUCUUUUGAAAAUUAGCUGAAGCUAGGUUUUUGCGGCUGCAGAACAGGGGGACAAGACAUGGAGAAAGAGGAGCUCCUGUGCGAAGCAGCGAAGAACGGCGACGCCGACAGGGUCAGAGCUCUAAUAGAUUCCGGCGCAGACGUGUCACACUUCGACGGCGAUGGCCUGACCCCUCUGAUGCACGCGGCCAAGCACGGCCAUGCUCAGCUUGUCAAAACCCUCCUCGAAGCUGGUGCCCCUUGGAACGCCCUCUCUCCUUCCGACCUCUCCGCCGGUGACUUCGCCAUGGACGCCGGCCAUCAAGAAGCCUUCGACCUGCUCCUUAAUGCCGGGAUACAAGCUGAACUGAUCCUGGGGACAAUAGCAAGGAGAGUGGAGAAAGGUGGUGAUUCUAAUGGGGACUACUUGGAAGACAGAAUUAGUUUUAGUGAGGACAAGCUGAUGGAUGCCAAUAGCAAGGCUAUCAUGAUGCAAUGGGAGAAACCAUUGAUGGAAGCUCAUGCAAAAGCUGUUUGCUCGGGAGUUGGUCACAUAUUGAAUAUAGGAUUUGGAAUGGGUCUUGUUGAUACUGCCAUACAGCAAUAUGCACCUGUUACACACACUAUUGUUGAGGCUCACCCGGAGGUUUAUAAUCGUAUGAUUCGUAGUGGUUGGGGUAAUAAGGAGAACGUAAAGAUUAUAUUCGGUCGUUGGCAGGAUGUCCUUGCUCAACUUGAUUCUUAUGAUGGUAUCUUCUUUGACACAUAUGGGGAGUAUUAUGAAGAUCUCAGAGAGUUCCACCAACAUCUUCCUGUAUUGCUGAAGCCCGGAGGGAUCUACUCAUUUUUCAAUGGCCUUUGUGGAGGUAACGCAUUCUUUCAUGUUGUUUACUGUCAGUUGGUUGCCCUAGAACUUGGGAAUUUAGGUUAUUCAACACAGUUUAUACCCUUGCCUGUUAAGGAUUGUUUGGGAGAAGAAAUAUGGGAAGGUGUGAAACACAAGUAUUGGCAGUUAGAUACAUAUUACCUUCCAGUUUGUCAGUCUAUACAGGAUCCUGAAUGAAGCUUGAAGUUACAUGUUUUUUUUUUGUCCCUAAACUUUCACUCUGUUUAACUUAUGUGCGUCAAUUCAGUAUCUUAUACAGUGCUGAUCAUGUUAUCCAUCAUUUUAAAUUUAGAUGUUCUGGAAACUAUGGUGAGUUUCUCAGGCAAUUUUGUGCUUAUUGAAUUCUUUUCCAAAUCA